CCCGCCCCCAGUGCCGGCCAUGGCUCCGCGCGGCGGGGGCUCGGCGCUGUCGCCGCCGCUGUCGCCGCUCCUGGCGCUGUCGCUGCUGCUGCCGCUGGCCCUGCCGCUGGCCCUCUCGCUGCCCCUCUCGCUGCCCCUGUCGCUGCCCCUGUCGCCCUCACCCCCUGCCGCUGCCCGGGAGCGGCUGCUGGAGGCGGCCGUGGGCUGGGGCUGGCGGAACCUGUCCUGCCCUGUCUGCAAGGUCCUGUUCGCUGCGCUGGAUGUGGCGCUGCAGAUGGAGCCCAACGUGGCGCGGGUGGGGCGCGUGGCCUCGCGUCUGUGCCAGGACCUGCGGCUGGCACGGCCCCCGGUGUGCCAGCAGGCGGUGGAGCUGUUCCAGCACGACCUGGUGACGGCCUGGGCGCGCUCGGUGCUGCGGCCGGGCGAGGCCUGCGGGCUGCUGCUGGGGCAGCGCUGCGGGCACUGGGACAUCCUGGCGGACUGGAACCUCACCAUGCCCGACACCCCCAAGCCCCCCGUGAGACCCCCGGCGCCGCCCCCGCCCGGCGCCCCCGUGGACCACAUCCUCUUCCUCACCGACCUGCACUGGGACCGCUGGUACCGGCCGGGCAGCGCCGUGGCCUGCCCGGAUCCCCUGUGCUGCCGCGGGGCGCCGCUGGGCACCCCCGGUGGGGCUGGCUUCUGGGGGUCCUACGGCAAGUGCGACCUCCCCCUGCACACCAUCGAUGCCCUGCUGGACGGUGCCCGCGGGGCGGGGCGGUUCUCGGCCGUGUACUGGACCGGGGACAUCCCUGCCCACGACGUGUGGCGCCAGAGCCGCUCCGACCAGCUGGGGGCGCUGCGGACCGUGACGCAGCUGCUGCGCAGGCACCUGGGCGCCGUGCCCGUGUACCCGGCCGUGGGCAACCACGAAGCCACCCCCGUGAACGCCUUCCCCCCGCCCUCCGUCACCGGCAACCAAUCUGCACAGUGGCUCUACCAGGCCAUGGCCGAGCAGUGGCAGCAGUGGCUGCCCCCCGACGCCCUCCGCACCCUGCGGACCGCCGGGUUCUACACGGUGCAGGUCAGCCCCGGGCUGCGGCUGGUCUCCCUCAAUAUGAACUACUGCUCCCAGGCCAACUUCUGGCUGCUGCUCAACGCCACCGACCCCGCGGGGCAGCUCCAGUGGCUGCUGGGGGUGCUGCAGGCGGCCGAGGACCAGGGAGAGAAGGUGCACAUCAUUGGGCACAUCCCCCCCGGGCACUGCCUGCGGGCAUGGAGCUGGAACUACUACAGCAUAGUCAACAGGUACGAGGGCACCAUCGCCGGGCAGUUCUUUGGGCACACUCACCUGGACGAGUUUGAGCUCUUCUAUGACCAGGAGACCCUGAGUCGCCCUCUGGGGGUGGCAUUCCUGGCACCCAGUGCCACCACCUACAUCAGCCUCAACCCCGGGUACCGAAUCUACUCGGUGGCAGGGCAGUACCCGGACAGCUCCCGGGCGGUCCUGGACCACUUCACCUUCAUCCUCAACCUGACCGAGAACGGCGGCGGCGGCGGCGGCGGCGGCGGCGGCGGCGGCGGCGGCGUCCCGGUCCCCGCCCCGCGCUGGCGGCUGCUGUACCGAGCCCGGGAGGCUCUGGGGCUGCCCGGGGCCGGUGCCGCCGACUGGGACCUGCUGCUGCGGCGGCUGCAGAGCGAGCGGCGACUCUUCGACCGCUUCUGGUUCCUGCGCCACAAGGGGCACCCCCCGCGGGCACCCUGCGGGGCGCCCUGCCAGGCUGCCACCCUCUGCGCCCUGCGCACCGCCCGCUCCGGCGACCCUCAGCUGUGCCAGCACCUGCCCGUGCCCCCGGGGGCCUGGCACGGCCAAAGCCUCUGCUGA
Messenger RNA from Dryobates pubescens (Downy woodpecker), 1864 nucleotides. RefSeq names its product sphingomyelin phosphodiesterase 1 (gene SMPD1). The transcript has 7 exons. The coding region runs from base 20 to 1864 and encodes 614 amino acids. Gene Ontology annotation, biological process: ceramide biosynthetic process; sphingomyelin catabolic process. Lineage: Eukaryota; Metazoa; Chordata; Aves; Piciformes; Picidae. Gene Ontology annotation, cellular component: lysosome. Gene Ontology annotation, molecular function: acid sphingomyelin phosphodiesterase activity. The record is from RefSeq and is a predicted model, not a curated record.